Messenger RNA from Aspergillus pseudoviridinutans, 525 nucleotides. RefSeq lists its product as uncharacterized. The record is from RefSeq and is a predicted model, not a curated record. The transcript is spliced from 2 exons. The coding region runs from base 1 to 525 and encodes 174 amino acids. Lineage: Eukaryota; Fungi; Ascomycota; Eurotiomycetes; Eurotiales; Aspergillaceae.
AUGCCACGAACGGUGGGUCUGAACCCGCUGGCGACGGAGAAAGAGGUGGAACUAGUCACGAGACCGUCAAAAUUCACUCUGCAUGACACGGGAUAUCAGAUUGAGGACCGGUCAGCGGGUAGUUUAUUCCUCGCGAAGAGCACAAAAAAGGGUCCGCAGCGUCUGACUGUUCGGGAUCUAGCGGAAUUGCGACAUAGCGUUGCACAGAUUACCUAUUUGUCUGCGUGCUCCACUGCAGAGAACUCGUCCAUCGAUUUGGCCAACGAAGUGAUUCAUAUUGCCAGCGCCUUCCAACUGCUUGGGUUCCCGCACGCUAUUGGAACCCUGUGGGAGGCCGAUAACCAGUGUGCAACUGAGGUCGCCGGCACGUUUUAUCGGAAUCUGAUAGAACAAUUGAAGGAGAGUGGCCCGGAUGUCAGUCAUGACGUGGUUGCUUAUGCUCUACAUCUUGCUACAAUGGAGCUAAGACGGAAGAAACCGGGCAAUGUAAUUGGUUGGGCACCGUUCAUACGUAUCGGGGCUUAG